GAGCUGGGGGCCACGGUGGCGGAGCGAUGCUAGACGGCGGGCCGCUGGAGCGCGCCGGCCUGGCGCUGCUUCUCAUGGCCGCCGCGGCGGGAGCAAGGCCGCGGCCCGCCGCCCCCGGGGACCAGCCCCGAUGUAACGUGGUGCUGGUCGCCUGCGAUUCCAUGGAUGGACGCUUGACAUUUUUUCCAGGAAAUCAGACUGUGGAUUUGCCUUCCAUAAAUUUUAUGAAAAAACAUGGCACUGUCUUUCUCAAUGCCUACACCAAUUCUCCAAUUUGUUGUCCUUCCCGUGCAGCUAUGUGGAGCGGUCGUUUCACUCAUUUAACAGAAUCUUGGAAUAACUUCAAAGGUCUAGAUCCAGAUUAUGUAACAUGGAUGGAUCUCAUGGAGAAGCAUGGGUACCAUGCACAGAAGUUUGGGAAAUUAGACUUUACUUCUGGACAUCAUUCAGUAAGUAACCGUGUGGAAGCUUGGACUAGGGAUGUUAACUUCUUGCUCCGACAAGAGGGAAGACCUAUGGUGAAACUUACAGGCCAUAGGAAGCAGUUUAGAGUGAAGGAAGCAGAUUGGCAGACUACUGAUAAAGCAGUAAAUUGGAUAAAGGAAGAAGCUGUUAACUUUACUCAACCAUUUAUUCUUUACUUGGGACUUAAUUUACCACACCCAUAUCCAUCACCCUAUGCGGGAGAGAAUUUUGGAUCCUCUACAUUUUUAACAUCUCCCUAUUGGCUUGAAAAGGUAAAUUAUGAAGCUAUUAAAAUACCCAAGUGGUCUUCUCUUUCAGAGAUGCAUCCAGUAGACUAUUACUCAUCGUACACCAAGAAUUGCACAGGAGAGUUUACAAAGGAAGAAGUGAGAAAUAUUAGAGCAUUUUAUUAUGCUAUGUGUGCAGAGACAGAUGCAAUGCUGGGUGAGAUUAUUUCAGCUCUGCAAGAUACUGGGCUUCUUGGAAAAACAAUCAUUAUAUUCACCGCAGAUCAUGGAGAACUUGCUAUGGAACACCGUCAGUUCUAUAAGAUGAGCAUGUAUGAGGGAAGUUCCCAUGUUCCUCUUUUAGUUAUGGGGCCAGGUGUAAGAGAGCAGCAGCAAAUAUCAGAUGUAGUAUCUCUUGUGGAUAUAUAUCCUACUAUGCUCGAUGUAGCAAGGAUUCCUGUCCCACAGAACCUCAGUGGCUAUUCUCUUAUACUGCUACUAUAUGAAAAGGCUGAGAGUGAAGCAUCAGCCAGAGGACCUCGGCCCUCAUGGGUACUGAGUGAGUUCCAUGGGUGCAAUGUGAAUUCCUCCGUGUAUAUGCUGAGAACUGGCAAGUGGAAAUACAUCACAUACUCAGAUGGCUCUUCAGUACUGCCCCAACUCUUUGACCUUACUGCUGAUCCAGAUGAGCUUACAAAUGUUGCCGUAAAAUUCCCAGUAACUGUACAUUCCUUGGACAAAAUACUUCGCUCUAUAGUAAAUUAUCCAAAGGUUUCUUCUUCUGUUCAGGAGUAUAAUAAAAAACAGUUUAUCAGCUGGAAACAAAGUUUGGGUCACAAUUACUCAAGUGUUAUUGCAAACCUUAGAUGGCAUCAAGACUGGUUAAAGGACCGAAAAAAGUAUGAGAAUGCAAUUGAAAAGUGGCUUGCUUCUGCUUUAUGUUAUGGAAUUAAAUGUCUUUAAUACUGCAAGCCAG
Messenger RNA from Prinia subflava (tawny-flanked prinia), 1668 nucleotides. It is a transcript of the gene ARSK, whose product is annotated as arylsulfatase family member K. The record is from RefSeq and is a predicted model, not a curated record. Lineage: Eukaryota; Metazoa; Chordata; Aves; Passeriformes; Cisticolidae. Gene Ontology annotation, molecular function: arylsulfatase activity; glucuronate-2-sulfatase activity. Bases 27 to 1655 code for a protein of 542 amino acids. The transcript has 9 exons.